Periophthalmus magnuspinnatus is the source of this 2724-nucleotide messenger RNA. Its product is annotated as histone acetyltransferase KAT5-like. Bases 40 to 1797 code for a protein of 585 amino acids. NCBI's taxonomy places the organism in Eukaryota, Metazoa, Chordata, Actinopteri, Gobiiformes, Gobiidae. Gene Ontology annotation, molecular function: histone acetyltransferase activity. Gene Ontology annotation, biological process: regulation of DNA-templated transcription. The transcript has 16 exons. The record is from RefSeq and is a predicted model, not a curated record.
CCGGCAUUUUCCCACAACACCCCGCUCCUGCUUUUACAGAUGACGAAAAUGGCGGAUAACGCAUCAUCCGUUGAUGUCGUCGAAGGCUGUCGCCUUCCCGUUUUGCGCAAAAACCAAGAACACGAAGACGAAUGGCCAUUGGCUGAAAUCUUGAGUGUGAAGGAAGUCUCCUCAAGAAAACUCUACUAUGUACAUUAUAUUGACUUUAAUAAGCGUCUGGAUGAGUGGGUCACAUUGGAUCGAUUAGAUCUGAAAAAGCUCCAGUUUCCCAAAAAAGAAGCAAAGACUCCAACCAAGAAUGGUCUUCCAGGGUCACGGCCCAGCUCUCCAGAAAGAGAAGUGAAAUCCAGUGAAGCCAUCCAGCCAUUUAAAGGGAUUGUUCAUUCAGUGAAGGAGGUUCCCAGAGAUACUUUGAGGAAGAGUCUAGAUCUCAACGUACAAACCACAACCACAACCACAGCCACAGCUCCUUCCAGAGGCAAAACCCUCCCUGCACCGAAGAGAAAAGCCGAACCUCCUGCCCCCCUGGCUCCACAGGUGUCGCCCGCCCCCCCUGUGCCCUCUCUGCCAAGUUCAGCUGAAGCCUCUCAGGCAGCUGUGUAUCCGGCCGCACGAGAGAGCACCACCUUCAAGUCCAGAGAAGACCAUGAGCAGCUCACCUCGCUCACAACGAACGGCACCGCAGCAAGGCGUCUGAUUCCUCCUCAGCCCGGCAGGAAAAGGAAGGCCAACUGCGGAGGCACUGAUGAGAUGAUAAAGGUUUUGCAGUAUAACAAGCCUCAAAGUGCCAGUGUCUUUCUACCACCACCAGAGACAUUAUCUAAUGUGGGAGUUGUUCUCAACCAGGAUUCCCAGGACAGCUCUGAUGGGAUCCCCACAGCGCCUCGCAUGACAGGCAGUUUGGUGUCUGACCGUAGCCAUGACGACAUCGUCACGCGAAUGAAAAACAUAGAGUGUAUUGAGCUCGGGCGACACAGGCUCAAGCCCUGGUACUUCUCCCCAUAUCCACAGGAGCUGACAUCACUGCCCAUUCUCUACCUCUGUGAAUUCUGCCUCAAAUACGUCAAAAGUCUUAAGUGUCUCCAAAGACAUUUAACAAAAUGUAACCUACGACAUCCGCCCGGCAAUGAGAUCUACCGCAAAGGCACCAUUUCCUUUUUUGAAAUUGACGGCAGAAAAAACAAAACAUAUUCCCAGAACCUGUGUUUAAUCGCUAAAUGUUUCCUUGACCACAAAACCUUAUACUACGAUACUGACCCUUUCCUCUUUUAUGUAAUGACUGAAUAUGACUCCAAAGGAUUCCACAUAGUUGGCUACUUCUCUAAGGAGAAGGAAUCCACUGAAGAUUAUAAUGUGGCCUGCAUCCUAACCUUACCUCCAUACCAGCGCAGAGGCUAUGGCAAGCUGCUCAUUGAGUUCAGUUAUGAACUCUCCAAAGUAGAAGGGAAAACUGGCACUCCUGAAAAACCACUCUCCGAUUUAGGUCUUCUGUCCUAUCGCUCCUAUUGGUCUCAAACUAUUUUAGAAAUACUCAUGGACCUCAAACCUGACAAUGGGGAACGGCCUCAAAUAACCAUCAAUGAAAUUAGUGAGAUCACUAGCGUUAAGAAAGAAGAUGUUAUUUCAACGCUGCAGUACCUCAAUCUGAUCAACUAUUAUAAGGGUCAGUACAUCUUGACACUUUCAGAGGAGAUUGUGGAUGGACAUGAAAAAGCCAUGCAGAAGAGACAUCUGCGUAUAGACCCAAAAUGCCUUCACUUCACACCCAAGGACUGGAGCAAGAGGGGCAAGUGGUAGACCUCCCCCCCCACUAUUCACCUGAUCACAGGAACUACUACCGCUGUUCACGAAUUUAAAGUCCAGAACUCUUCAGAACACCGACGCAAGACUUUUACUUUAUGGACAAUUUAAAAAAACUGUGGGAUAAAGUACCACCAAGAAGAAGCUGCAACUACUGUGCAUCAGACUCUUUCUAUGUAGUUUGUUAUGUCAAGAUCGUGUAAGACAAACAUUUUUUAAUGGGAUGAAUCUGAAACAACCUCCAUGAUAUAUAAAAUCUAAAUAGAUAUGUUUAUUUGUUUACAGCAUUGAAAAUCUGUUAGUGAAAAAGUGAAAAAAGAAAGUGGAAAGUGGACAUUUUAUCUUUAUUUUUUAUGAUUGUUUUCAUAUAAAAUAAAUGCUAAUAUAUAGCACUCCAAAUUUAGCGGUGACUGUGUGAAUACAUUUUAUUCAUAGUAAUGUUAAUAUAUGUAAGUGGCACACUAAGCAAGUCAAAACAUUAUUAGGAGCAAUUUGUACAGUAUGUGGCCAAAUCUUUUAGCUAGUGGUGUAUGUUUGGACUGGUUGUUUUUGUAGGAAUAAUUGAACAUGUGAUGGUCCAAUUGUUUUCAUGCAAAUUAACCUGAUUCUUUAGUGCCUGAAUUUCCUACUUGAUAGGAGUGUCCACUUGCAAAAUAGAAAAAGUAAUCUACCUAAAAUGCAAAAUUCACAUUGAGUUUCCAUGUUUGUUUUGGAUUGUCACAUAAAUGUUGGUGUUUUUAUCUUUUACAUCAGACCCUGUGUGACUAUGCUGUGUGCAAUGAGACAAAUCAACAUAUCUUUUUAUGUUUCUGUAAAUGUACAAAUGAAAAUCUGAUUGUAAAAACAUAGAAAGGCCAUGUUGAGCUGUUACAGGAAUUUAAAUUAUGUAAACAGUACAGUUUUUACUCCCAAGAAAUCGCACAA